Racocetra persica is the source of this 488-nucleotide messenger RNA. NCBI's taxonomy places the organism in Eukaryota, Fungi, Glomeromycota, Glomeromycetes, Diversisporales, Gigasporaceae. The record is from the annotation of a GenBank genome assembly.
AUAAUUGUAAGAGUAUAUUUAAGAAAUAUAACAAAGGUUUAUCUCUUAUCGAAAAUAUAGUAAAACUUCAAAAAGAAGUUGAUGAAACAAAUAAAGAAAAUACAGCAGAACAAGAAACAAUUAAUAUAUUUAGACAACAAAUUGAAGAUUUGAUUAAAGAGAAUAAUGAGUUAAAAACAAAAAAUAAAGAAUUAACUGAAGCUAUAAAACAAAUUGAAAAUUUAAUUCAAGAAAAUAAUAAAUUAAAAAUAAAAAAUGAAGAAUUAACUAAAGCAGCAGAACAAAUUGAAAAUUUAAUUCAAGAAAAUAAUGAAUUAAAAACAAAAAAUGAAGAAUUAACAGAAUCAAAUCAAAGAUUAGAAAAAAUAAAUAAUGCACAAAAUUUAUUGUUAAGAGAUGCAAUUGAUAAAACUAAGUUUUACAAAGCUGGAAAUUUUCAAGAAUUUGAUACUUUUAUUUAUAAUUAUACAUUUGGAUUAAUUAAUUGA